AUGAAUAAUCCGUUGUUGGAUAAUGAGUGCAUUCAAUCAUCGGCAGUAUCCUCACUGCCGCCAACUGCACGUCAUACACCGUUCAGAUACAGCGUUGAGUUCGACGAUAAUCAGCACUUCAUCAACACGAAUCUGAUUGCGAAUCCAUCCGAUGUCACAACCGUUGCAAUUCCUUCGUCGUCAUCAGCCGCAUCAUUUCAAGCGCAUUAUUCGUUAGCGGUCAUUCCACCAGCAACCACUGUACGUGUUUCAUCUUUUGCUCAGUUUGAUCAAUUGGAUCAACGAGUGAUAUCAGUUGUUGGAUAA
Molecule: messenger RNA, 306 nt
Organism: Anisakis simplex (herring worm)
Lineage: Eukaryota; Metazoa; Nematoda; Chromadorea; Rhabditida; Anisakidae
Source: the annotation of a GenBank genome assembly